This is a messenger RNA of Mirounga angustirostris (Northern elephant seal), 6180 nucleotides long. RefSeq names its product SEC22 homolog C, vesicle trafficking protein (gene SEC22C). Gene Ontology annotation, cellular component: membrane. Bases 565 to 1476 code for a protein of 303 amino acids. Gene Ontology annotation, biological process: endoplasmic reticulum to Golgi vesicle-mediated transport. The record is from RefSeq and is a predicted model, not a curated record. Lineage: Eukaryota; Metazoa; Chordata; Mammalia; Carnivora; Phocidae. The transcript is spliced from 7 exons.
CCCGCCCUCAGGCCGGGCUUAGCCCCACCCGGUUUCGUGGGGCUUCCUGGAGUCAUCUGUCCCCCUUUCUUCCCCCGGCUGCUCUCCAGGCUCGAGGAUAACCGAGGCGCGCGCCUGCAGGAACCCUAAGCUGACAGAUGCGCGUCGAGCGCUGUUCCCAGUGGGAGGAGAAGGGGUGUGUCCAAAUGAGAGCGGGGGCGAUCGUUUCCUUGAUUAUCCACGAAGCCCCUGUCGGAGUACUGUUUAAUUUUAGUAGCAAACUUUCCUUAGCAUGCCGAAAUUAUACGACUUGGUUUACCCAAUACUGGGUGCAUUGGACCAGCUUUUCCGAACAUCUGGUGUAGGAGGUGGUGGACAUUUGUGUCCAUGAUAGGCUUACAUCUAGACCUCCAGAGCCAGAAGGAUAAAAGCACUCCGGGGAAAAUCAGGUUUUUAGAAAUCAGAGCCACAAAAGAAUAUUCUCAGUGGCGAAAAGUAAUCGGUAAAAUUUGUUACAUGGUCAGAACAACAACAACAACAAAAAGCUCAGACUGAUGGGUGUCCUCAUGACUUCCCCUGCAGACCAUGUCUAUGAUCCUUUUUGCCUGUGUGGUGAGGGUGAGGGAUGGACUGCCCCUCUCGGCCUCCACUGACUUUUACCACACCCAGGAUUUUCUGGAAUGCCGGAGACGGCUCAAGACUUUAGCCUUGCGACUGGCCCAGUACCCAGGUCGAGGUUCUGCAGAAGGACGUGACUUCAAUAUACAUUUUUCUUCUUUGCGGGAUGUGGCUUGCAUGGCUAUCUGCUCCCGCCAGUGUCCAGUGGCCAUGGCCUUCAGCUUCCUGGAGACCGUGUGGUGGGAAUUCACAGCUUCCUACGACACCACCUGUAUUGGCCUAGCCUCCAGGCCGUACGCCUUUCUCGAGUUUGACAGUAUCAUUCAGAACGUGAAGUGGCAUUUUAACCAUGUAAGUUCCAUUCAGAUGGAGAGCAGCUUGGAAAAAAUUCAGGAGGAGCUGGAGUUCCAGCCUCCAGUGGUUCUCACUCUGGAGGACACGGAUGUGGCAAAUGGGCUAAUGAACGGUCACACACAGAUACACUUGGAGCCUGCUCCUAAUUUCCGAAUGGAACCAGUGACAGCCCUGGGGGUCCUCUCGCUUAUUCUCAACAUCAUGUGUGCUGCUCUGAAUCUCAUCCGUGGGAUUCACCUCGCAGAACAUUCUUUACAGGUUGUCCACGAGGAAAUUGGAAAUAUUCUGGCUUUUCUUAUUCCUUUUGUAGCCUGUAUUUUCCAGUGUUAUUUGUACCUGUUCUACAGUCCAGCCAGGACUAUGAAGGUGGUGUUCCUGCUGCUCUUUAUCUGCCUGGGCAACAUGUACCUGCACGGGCUGCGGAACGUCUGGCAAAUCCUCUUCCACAUAGCGGUGGCUUUUCUGUCUUCGUAUCAGAUACUGACCAGGCAGCUUCAGGAGAAGCAGUCUGACUGCGGAGUUUGAAGGCGACGCUGUAUGACAAAUGGAUCCUUUGGCUUUCUCAGGAGGGUCGUCUCUGUUUCCCUUCUGGCUUCUCGACUUCACCUCAAGUUUCCACCCUUGAAGUUCCCUUCAACCAAACCAGGCCGAGCCCGAGAAAUUGGGGGAUUUUUAACAGGUGCAGUGGAAGGCAGGAGGUGGCUUGAGACCCAGGCCCGGUUUUGUGCUGAGCGUUAUGGCCGAAUCUCCAGGUCCGCACCUCUCCUUAGGUGAGAAUCUGGGGGCUCACUCCCAAGGACCAUUAUUGGAAGAUCAGAACGGAAUUGUUUUGGAUGACGCAAUAAAGCACGAGAUUCAAUAACACUAGUUUUAGUAGCUGGCGGUUGUCUCUGAGGAAACUUACUUUAAAACCCAUAUCAGCUUUUCAGUCUAAAUGUGACUUGGUUAGUUUUUUGUAGAGGGUCAGUACAGGGUGAAUUAAAGAUUUCAAAAUAUGGCUAAGAAAUAUAAGCUAGAUAAAUUUUGUUUACAUUUUUUGAUAACUUAGUCCGAUAUGAUACCUUUAGAAUAUUUAAAUGUAUUUUGGAUAUAAAUUGUGAACUUAUCUUCAUUUAGGGAAAGGACAAACUUAAGCUGAGAAAAUGGUUAAGAAAGCUGAAUUUAUUUAAUUUAUAUAUAACUUUUUAUGGUGGUGGGGCUGUGUGGGUACAGAAAUGUUUUGUAUUUAUCUGCAGGGUAUAUCUGAAUAUUUUAAAAAUUGAGUGACCAGUGUUACUGGAUCAUAGCUUAUGAGUAUGAGCCUGAGCUUAUAAGCCUGAGAAUUUCAGGAUUCUUUGCAGUGGGCCACAGACCGGAGUAGGUGAAUCACAUAGAUUCACAUAGUGGCACUUUACAGAUGCAGGUGGUAUUGAAAAAAACAAAAACAAAAACUAUUGUCAUCAGCCUUGUACAUGGCAGCCGAGUGCCUGUCAUUUUAAUGAUGAUCAAUGCCUGACCCUGUGUACCUGUUCCCAGAAGCCCUCCCAAAUUAAUUACUCCUCGACACCUUUCCCAGUCAUCAUAAUUAGAUCGAGGGCCUCAUUCUUUAUGAACAGGAGUUAAGUAGGUGUUAACUUUUUUAAAGCUUCAUAGAGAUAUAACUAACCCUGUGCUCUGCAAAGUUACUUUUCUUGCCUCAUUGUCAAAAUAGUUGAUUGAUCACAGCUUUCCGAAAUGGGGCUCUAAAUAAGAUCCCUUAGGUCUCCAGAAAUUUCAGCCUGGGUUGUCCAGUACCAUUCAGGAGGCCAUUUUCCGAGCUUGCCCUUUGGAUUCUUCUUGGUAGAAAUCUGGAAUCUGAAUAGCUCAACUGCAAUUGCAUGGGAUUUUGGGUUGAAUUAUGUGGUCUUGAUAAAUGAAAAAAUCCCACUUUGAUAGUUUUUAAAAGUUGAAAACCAUUGCAAGAGUUAGUAAGUACGUGGGGAAAGCAAGAAUAUUAUUUUAGGGAAUUCAGUUGUACUUGGUUGUAUACUGUUAGUGCAUUGCUAUUGAGCUACUUGAUGUCACUUUAAGAAAAACAAGUUCAUGUGACUGGCAACUGUUGGGAAAAUGUUGCUGCAGUCAUUUUAUUUUCUUAUAAUAUAGUUUUCUAUUUUUAAUCAAACAGUAUCUGGAUGUGAAAGAUAUAUUGGCACCAUCCUCAGAUGUCAAGUUCACAGUUGUCUCUCCUUUGAUUCUGUAUCUGCAUAAUCUUCUGCAUACCCAGCAGGUGAAUCUAAAGGCUUUCUGGGACAUAAUUUUGAAGAGAUGGUAAAAUAGAAUGGGAAGCCAAGGAAGGGACACAAAUCCUUGUUAACAUUAGAAGCACCAAAAAAAAAAAAAAAGGCUUUAAAAGUUGGUAAGAACAGCUUACAAGUGAAUUGUGGGUUUUUUUUUUUUUUUUUCUUUUUUCAAGCCCUUGUGUUACUGGUGUUGCCGUGUAGCCCUGUACCCCAGAUGCAAUUGCUCUUGGGGUUGAGCCUGUGAUCCACAUCCAGCAGACCCUGAAGAGGAGUCCCUCCUGGUGAAUGCUUCCUACACCAGCAGGGAGGUUAUCUACACUUGGUUGAAUGUGGUUGUCAUCAGUUAGCAUCUACAUGGGGUUUGAGAUUGAUUUUUGCAAACAAAAAGGAAAAGAUGCACAAACAGUACAAAACAAUGACCACAUAAACAUUGCUUAACUAGAAUCCAGCUGAAAGAAGCCUCAGCUCACUGGAGGAAGAGACAAGUGAUAGGAAAGAAGUUCUGGGAAUAUUGUCCAAGGGAAAUCCCAGGCUGGUUUAGGCCUGAAAUUUUGUGCCGCCCCCCCCCCCCCCCCGUGUCAUCCUUGAUGCCAGAAAGCUGGCCCCCCAUCGCAGGAGUUAUCCUCACUACCCCACAGACUCAUUGCUGUUCUAGCACUUUGUUUUCCCAGGGGUUCAAUGCUACCUGCCCAACUGACCUCGCAGGGGUAGAUAUGGGAAUAGAUGAAAUCAUGUUGGAAACAAACCUUCAAAGUGCCUUCUGGGAUCAGAUGCUGCAAGAUCUUAAUAUCAGAGUAUGUUAUUCCCAUCUACUGUAUCGGGCUGGGAAUGUGGCUCAGGGCUCUUGACCAGGGUUUCCCAACCAAGGGGCCAAGGCCCAAAGGGUUUUCCCUUCCCCAAGUAUGCUGGUCAAAGAAACACGCAGACUCUGGUUUUCAUUUCCCUAGACUAGCCUUACUGCGAUGAGGAUCGUUCCUGAGUUUCUUUUUCCUGGGUGGAGACAACCGGGGGCAUAUCUGGGGUGGCACUUCCUCUCAGUACGGGAGACCCCACCGCCGGCAGCAGAAGGAAUGUGACCGGAGGCUUCUGGUUUUGCUUCUCAGGCUUGCACUCUUACUACCUGUAAACUCUGUUGCAGGCAUCGUGAGGCAAGGCCCACCACUUUAAAGCUCCUUAAGGGGUCGGCCAAAGGGUGUCAAGAAGAGUGCUGAAAUUCAAACAUUCAGCCUCAUUUCCAUCACCUCACCUGGAGCUCCCUGUUCCUUUCCUAGGUGCCCCCAUUCUCCAAGACUCCUCUGCCUCUUUCAUGUCUGUCCCACACAUUCCAGCCCUGGACACAGAGGCUGAACCUGGAAUCUCUGGAGGGAUGAGAAAGCCAUCUUUGAGUGUAGUUGCUGGGUGGGUACAGGAGCUUCAGAGUGGGGGCAGACUGCACUGAGGCCUGGCUCUCUUCCCCUUUGCCCCUGGGAGCUUCAGCACACACUUAGGAGUCCACGCUCAGAGGGGAGUAGCACUUUGGUGCUCAGAGUCAAAGAUGACACCCAGCAGGGCCAGCUGUUGGGGGCGUGGAAAGCAGGAGACAGAUGGGAAGCAGAGCCGGGGGCAUGUUGGGGCCGCAUGCGGCACCAUCCAGGGCUGCUAUUUGCUGUUCCUUGAAGGAGUCAGCCACUCAUUGUAACAUGCAGGACGGGUGGCCCUUAGGAGCCUGCUGCCAUGCGUGCCCAGAGCAGCACAGGUGAGGACCAGUAGGCGUGGGAGUGUUUGCGGGGACAGAUGUGCGCCCCUGUUCUGGUGUGGCUUGCAUUCCAGAUGUUCCUGCACAGAAUCUUGCCCAGGGACGGGGAAGCUCCACUGUGCACUGUGUUAAUAAUGGUGGAGGAAGAGAGAGGAGAUGUGCCCGUGAGAGAUCGGGGAGGCCUGGAGAUCAGCUUGACUCUUCCACUCAGCCCUGCGAGUCAUGCCCACGGGCCUCAGUGUCCUCAGCUGGGCAGUUCCCCCGGCAUGCUCUCAUGAGGCUAAAAGCCUAGUGGAGGAGAGUACUGGGUGAAUCCCUUGGUCGCGGGCAGGAGGAGAAAGACUUUCACCCGAUACAAGGAGGUCCGUACUUAAGGCAGCACGGUGUGGCCGUGUCUUCCAGGUGUUACAAAAAUGGGCAUUUUAUCAAGACUGCAAUGUAAAUGGACUCAUUCUUUCACUCUGGAAAGGAAGUGGCCUCUCUUUCUCCUCCUUGAACCUGCCUCCUGCCCUCCAGUCCCAGAACUCUUGGUACCAUUGGCGUUGGGCCCUCCAGGGUCCAGGGAGGCCGGUUCUGUGGGUCCGUUCCCGACCCAAAUGAGGAGAGCUCUGAUUCUCCCAUCUGGGAGCAGUGACAUCAGACUUCUGUUUCUGGGGAAACGUCUUGGCAGGGAACCUGUGGAAAAGGGCUCGUCGGUGAGGUCUGGGAAUGGCCGGAUAUGGAAACAUCUGCCCAUGUGUACUGAUGGCAGAGCUGCUGCCCACAAGCGCCUUUUAUUUAGGGUAAAAUGGUCAAAUCCAUUGUUCUAACCUGUGCUUGGUACAUAUGACCUUCUUUAACCCUCGGGUGAUCCCAGGGUUAGUUACUUCAGAAGUAUUAUUUCAUGAAUUAUUCAUAUGACUUGACCCCCCAGAAUUCUGUUUUAUUUAAUAGACUUUUCUACUAAGAGCAUAAAAGGUUGCGGCUGAUUUAGCCAGGGCAAAACCAUUGACUUCACAUAUUUGUUUUGAACGCUUGCUGUCCAUGUUGUACAAGCUUCUUACUGUUUUCAUGUAAUAACAAAGAUCUAUUUUGAAUAAAUGAUGAGUAUGUUUUAACAGACUCUCACACAGUAGUAAAGCCUAAACUCGUGUUAACGUAUGUAAAGAAUAUUGUAUAGCCAUUUAUAUACCAUGUAUAUAUAAAUCAAAUAAGGUGGCUUCAGAAGUGAGAGAAUAAAUCUAAGGUGCUUAUUAA